Messenger RNA from Porites lobata, 3245 nucleotides. The record is from the annotation of a GenBank genome assembly. NCBI's taxonomy places the organism in Eukaryota, Metazoa, Cnidaria, Anthozoa, Scleractinia, Poritidae.
GAAUGUAUUAAAAAUAAAGAAAUCCCAGAAGAUACCCCUCCUUAUUUUCAUGAGGCUCUUGAGAGAGCUAUUAAGGAGCAUAAUCAAGGAGUUGUAAAAGAAAAAUCAGCUUUAGAUGAAUUUGCUAAAAAACAUAUAAUAAAGGGAGAACCUGGUAUUACUCCCUUAGAGUUUUUUGGAAAUAAAAUAACUAUUCUUAAAGAUUUUCUUAGAAAUCAUCGAAAUAUCAAAGUAAAGUUUGUUUUGGUUUGUAUAAUGGAAAGAGAGGAAAUCGAUGAUAAACAUCAUCUAAAUGUUUUUUGUGGUCUAUACUUCGUUAUCUUCAUCCAAGAGAAAAGAAUGAUUGUCGUUUGAAAGAUUUAGAACAAUAUGAGCAUGAGCUUAAUAUUCCUAAGGGAUUUACUUUCCCAGUUAAAAUCAGAGACAUUACCAAAUUUGAAACUAUUAAUCCAGAUUUACCAGGUAUAAAUGUAUUUUCAGUUACUCACGACAAUAAGUUUUAUCCCCUCCGGAUGGCGUUACGUGACCCUCAAAAAUAAAUAGAUUUAUUUCUUUAUGAAGAGAAUGGAAAAUAUCAUUAUUCUCUGAUUAAAAACUUUUCUCGUCUUUUUCGGUCACAAAUCACUUAUAGAACAAAUGAGCCAAUUCAUAUUUGUAAGAGAUGUUUUACUCAUUUUACAAAAGAAGAAUUAUUACAAAAACAUAUUUUAUAUUGUUCGAAUAACGAGACAGUUUCUGUGAAAAUGCCAAAAUCAGGAUCGAUUUUACAUUUCAAAAAUCAUCACAAACAACUUCCUAUUCCUUUUGUAGCUUAUGCGGAUUUUGAGUGUUUUACCAAACCAAUGAAUACUUGCUGUCCUAAUCCAGAAGAUUCUUAUAAUUACAAUUACCAAAAACAUGAACCAUCAGGAUUUUGUAUUUUUAUUAAAGGUGUGGUUGAUAAAAAAAUCAAACCAAUUGUUUAUUCGAAAACAGAAGAAGAUGAAGAUAUAGCAAAAAUAUUCGUAGAAAAACUAACAGAAGCAACAAGAGGUAUUUAUAAUGAUUUUUAUCGUAAACCAAAACCUCUUAUACUAUCCAAAGACGAACAAAAAUUAUUUAACAAAGCUGAAUUUUGUCAUAUUUGUAACAAAGAAUUAUUGGAAGAUAAAGUUAGAGAUCAUUGUCAUUUUACAGGUCAGUACCGAGGUGCUGCUCAUAACAGUUGUAAUCUUAAUUGCAGGAAACCUUUAGUUCUUCCAGUUAUAUUUCAUAAUCUUCAAGGUUAUGAUGCUCAUUUGUUUAUAAAACAACUCGCAAGUUUACCAGGAGAUUUAAAUUGUAUUCCUUCAACAGAGGAAAAAUACAUAUCCUUUUCUAAAAAGAUUAAAGUUGAUGAGUACAGGUCUAAAAAAACUGGUCAAAUGAUGUCUUUAUAUUUUGAAAUUCGUUUCAUAGAUUCGUUUAAGUUUCUUCAAACAUCACUUGCUAAUCUUGUUUCAAAUUUACAACCGGAUGAUUUCCGUGAUACAAAACGAGAAUUUAAGAAAAAUGUAGAUCUUCUUACUCGGAAGGGAGUUUAUCCUUAUGAUUAUGUUUCAUCGCUUGAAAAACUGUCCGAAAAACAAUUACCUCCAAAAGAAGAAUUUUAUUCGAAACUAAAUGACGAAGACAUAACCGAAGAUGAUUACCAACACGCAAUAAACGUGUGGAAUACUUUUAAAUGUAAAUCAUUAAGAGAUUAUCACGAUCUUUACCUAAAGUCUGAUGUCCUACUUUUGUCAGAUGUAUUUGAAAACUUUAGAAAAACUUGUCUAAAACAUUACAAGUUAGAUCCAGCGCAUUAUUACACAUCUCCAGGUUUAGCUUGGGAUGCUUGUCUCAAAGAAACAAGGCAGGAAUUACAGUUAAUACAUGAUUAUGAUAUGUUAAUGAUGAUUGAAAAAGGUAUUUGUGGUGGAAUUACUCAUAUAUCAAAAAGAUACGCAGAAGCUAAUAACAAAUAUAUGAAAUCUUACAAUCCUGAUGAGGAGUCCACAUUUAUUCAAUAUCUCGAUGCAAACAAUCUUUAUGGUUGGGCGAUGUCUCAAAAUCUUCCAACACAUGGAUUUAAUUGGAUGAGAAACCUAACAAAAGAGUCACUAAUGGAAAUUUUAGAAAAAACAAAUCAUAGUAUGUCAAAUCGUGGAAGAAAAGGAUACAUCUUUGAAGUUGAUUUGGAAUAUCCUUCAUCCUUAUGGGAAAAACAUAAUGACUAUCCUCUAGCACCUGAGAAGAUGAUUGUUAAUGGAGUUGAAAAACUAAUUUGUCAUUUUAAACCAAGAAAAAACUAUGUUGUUCAUUAUCGAAAUUUAAGGCAGUAUCUUGAAAUGGGAAUGAGAAUAACUGCGGUUCAUAGAGGAAUAUCUUUUUACCAAAGACCUUGGAUGGAACCAUAUAUACGAAAGAACACAGAACUUAGAAAAACAGCAGCUAACAGUUUUGAAAAAGACUUUUUCAAACUUAUGAAUAAUUCAGUGUUUGGAAAAACAAUAGAAAAUAUACGAAAAAGACAAAAUAUAGAACUUGUUGAUGAUCGUAAGAGAGCUGCUAAACUAACAAGUCGUCCAAACUUUGAUAGGGCUACGAUAUUUGAUAAAAAUCUUAUAGCUGUUCACAUGAAAAAAACCGAAGUUUAUUUUGACAAACCAGUAUAUGUUGGUCAAGCAAUUCUUGAUUUAUCAAAAACAUUGAUGUUUGAUUUUCAUUAUAAUUACAUAAGAAAGAAAUACAAAAAUAAAGCUGAGUUAUUGUUUACUGAUACUGAUAGCCUUAUGUACCAGAUUUACACAGAUAAUUUUUACAAAGAUAUAUCUCGUGAUAUAAAAAAAAAGUUUGACACUUCUGAUUAUCCUCCCAAUCAUGAAUCUGGAAUAUUGACGGGAGUUAACAAAAAAGUAAUUGGGAUGUUUAAAGAUGAAGUAGCAGGAAAACAAAUAACUUGUUUUGUUGGAUUACGACCAAAACUUUACAGUUUUAGAAUAGAAGAGGAUAAAGAGGUAAGAAAGUGUAAAGGAAUUAAGAAAAAUGUUGUGAAAAACAAAUUAGAUUUUGAUGACUAUGUUCAAUGUUUAUUUUCGGGUAAAAAAGAAAUGAGAAAAAUGAAUAUAAUAAGAAGUGAAAAUCAUGAUAUAUAUUCAAAAGAAGUUAACAAAGUAGCUUUAAGUAAUGAAGAUGAUAAACGUAAAGUUAUUUUGGGAGAGGUAAAAACAUUAGCUUUAAGAUAA